Cetraspora pellucida is the source of this 1296-nucleotide messenger RNA. The record is from the annotation of a GenBank genome assembly. Lineage: Eukaryota; Fungi; Glomeromycota; Glomeromycetes; Diversisporales; Gigasporaceae.
AUGAACGGAAUUAUUCAUGGAAUUAUUGAUGAAAACUUGAACAAAUAUAAUGGCUCAAAUAAUUAUAUUUUCUUUAAUGCCAUAUGCAAAUAUAUGGAUGAUUUAAUUUUUAUGAUCAACCCCAAGAAAUUAAUUUUUAUUGCAAUAGAUGGUGUUGCUCCAAGAGCAAAGAUGAAUGAGCAACGUAAGAGACGAUUUGAAAGUGCUAAUGAACAUAAUAAAUUUGAUAGAAACUCUGUGACUCCAGGAACAAAAUUUAUGAAUGAUCUUUCAAAGAAUAUCAAAGAAUUUAUUACUGAUAAAACUCAGAAUGAUGUUGGCGAUUGGGGAAGCCAAAAAAUUAUAUACUCUGGUCAUGACGUGCCAGGUGAAGGGGAGUAUAAAAUAUUAGAGCAUAUUCGUCGUUCUGAAUCAAAUAAUAUAAAUCAUUUGAUAUUUGGAAAAGAUUCGGACAUAAUUUUGUUGGGACUUUUACAAUAUGAAAAAAAUAUCAAUGUAAUUUGUACUGACAAAAUCGAUUCAAGAUCAAAAGAGUUUGAAAUAAAAGCAUUACCAACUUUACGUAAAGAGUUAGAAAAAGAAUUUAAGAAACUUUGGGAUCAUGAUUCUCAACCACCUUUUGAAUUUGACAUUGGAAGCAUAAUAAAAGAUUUUGUAUUAUUGACAUUUUUUGUUGGUAAUGAUUUCGUAACGGCAUUGCACAAUAUUAAUAUUAAAUGUAAAGGACUUGAUUUGGCCAUUUUUAUUUAUAAAGAAGUGUUAAAAGAUUGUGAACUGUAUAAGGAAAUUCAAAAAAAAACUAUUGAAACAGAAAAUGGAAAUGAAGCCGAAUUUCAAAAAUGGAAAAACAAUUAUUAUCGGAAUCAUGAUCGAGAAAUUUUAAUUCAAGCAUAUAUUAAAGUGUUACAAUGGACAAUUUCCUAUUAUAAUGGUGGAUUAAAAUCUUGUAGAUGGUUUUAUCCUGGACAUUAUUCACCAAUGAUAUCAGAUUUACAAGAUCUAAAAAUAAGUGAAAUAAAUUUUGAUGAUGAAGACUAUUAUAAACCAUUUGAACAUUUAAUGUUUGUUUUACCUCCUACAAGUAAAAAUCUCUUACCGAGGGCAUAUCAGGACUUUAUGAAUGAUCCCCAAAUUGAAGAAUUUUAUCCUAAAACCACGAAAAAAAAUUAUAUGCUUCCAUUUAUUGAUGAAGAAAAAUUAUUAACUUUGUUAAAAUCAGCAGAAAACAAGCUAAUUGAAGAAGAAAAACUGAGAAACACGUUUGGAUCUCCACAGAAAUGGAAUGAUCUAUAUUGA